AUGGCGUCAGAGAGUGGGACUGGAACCUCCUACAGUCAGGGAGGUGUGGGCAACAACUCCUACCACGAGCUGAGUCAGCGGCUGGGGCUUGAGGGCAACAUCUCCGAGGCAGCCAUGCAGCAGAAGCUGGAGGAAUUCAAGGAGUACCUCAAGAAGGAGAUUAGGAAGGAGAUGAAGAUCAAAGAAGGAGCCGAGAAACUACGGGAGGCAUCAACAGACAAGAAAGCCUUACAGAAUGUCAGCAGCAUCGUCAAGAAGGCCAACACCAAACUGCAGGAGCUUCACCAGGAGCUGCAGGAACUCAACGCUUACCUCUUGGUCACCAACACUGGGGUACUGGACGUCAACACCGGUCACCAUGACAGGGGGAUCAAAUCCCUAGAGAAAGGCAACGGUGAGGGAGUGGAGGGGAGCUCUAUCAACCCUCGCCUCAAGUCUUUGCAGAAACAGAUGGAUAUAGAGUUAAAGGUGAAGAACGGGGCCGAGAACAUGAUCACCAUGUACAACACGGGCUCGUCCAGGGACAAGAAGAUGUUGGCCGAGGCCCAGCAGAUGUUGAGUGAUGCCAAGACUAAAAUUGAGAUCAUCCGCAUGCAGAUGCUCAAGGCCAGCCAGGAGAUAGGGGACGUCAACUCUAAAGAUGGUCAAACCAGUGAGAUAUUGUCCCCUCUGGAGCUGAGAAUUGAGGAACUCAAACAUCAUCUGAAGAUCGAGUCUGCUGUUGCUGAUGGAGCCAAGAAUGUCAUCAGAACUUUGCAGAAUUCCAAAUCUGAAGACAAGAAGGCAUUAAAAGAGGCACAGACUAGGCUGGGAGACUCCAGUAUGAAGCAAGAACUGAUCCGGAUGGCUCUGGAGGCCCGACUCAAUGAGCUGGACCCCCAGUCAAACAAGGCCAAACUUCUGAAAUCUGAGAUGGAAGAUUUGUUGAGUCCCAACUUCAACACCUCCUCCAGGCUCUCCUCCUUCAACCAGAGAAGCAAACACACAUCCUUCUUUAACAAGCCAGCUGCCCUGACAGGAAAACUGGAGGUCAGGUUGGUUGGUGUCCAGGAUCUGCUGGAAGAGAUCCCCACCCGACGGAAAGACAGCCUGCAGCUGCUCAUGUCCAGCCCCGGAGAGAGCAGGAGUCUCCUGCGAAGAGGCAGCAGCAAAAUGUAUAACAUCAAGGAUGAGAUCUCAAAUGACGUCAUGUGCUCUCUGAAGCUAGACAACCAACAGGUGGUGCAGACCUCAUGGAAACCUUGCAGUCAGCAGUGCUGGGAUCACCGCUCUUCCAUCGACCUUGACAGGUCCAGGGAGCUGGAGGUGGCUGUGUACUGGCGAGACUGGAGACAGAUGUGUGCAGUCAAGUUCCUGCGAUUGGAAGAUUUCUUGGACAACCAGCGCCAUGGCAUCACCCUGCACCUGGAGCCCCAGGGCAUCUUAUUCUGUGAGAUCACGUUCCUCAACCCGACCUUGUCUAGGAAGCCCAAGCUGCAGAGACAGAGAAAGAUAUUCCCCAAACACAAAGGUAAAAAUUUCCUGCGGCCAAAUGAGAUGAAUAUUAAUGUUGCCACAUGGGGUCGUCUCAUGAAGAGAGCACUGCCGCCAAUCAGCUCUGAGGGGAAUGAACCGGCUAACAGGGACUCCCAAGUGAUGUCUCCAGGAAUCCUGUCCCAGGACCGAGGCCCGCCUGUUUCACAGCUGAACUUUGAACCUCCCGAGCUUGCUAAGAAAGCUCGAGAAGCGGACAACAGAAAAGAAGACUCGGAAAAUGACAGAAGGGUUGAUUUACCAACUGCAAUGCCUGCCCCACUCCACCACUCCCACUCGUACUCAUCCCAUAGGCACUCACCACAGACAAAUGAGAGGGAGGACGUUCAGCAAGCCUUGUCCAAUUUUGACUUCUUAGGGGAGGCUACUCCCAACACUUCUUCCAUAGACCUGGACAGCUCGGCUGACCAGUCGUUUGAACCACCACCACCUCUGCCUAAGUGUUCACCCCCAGUCCCAGUGGCUCCCUCACCUGCCACUCCAGCGAUCAUUCCAUCAGCGAAAACAGUGUCGGCCCCGCGGGCUGUGGUUCCAGAGCCAGAGUUUGUAGGGCACAAGAUGAGAAUGGAUGACUUUAGACCCAUCAGUGUACUGGGCCGAGGCCACUUUGGCAAGGUGCUGCUGGCCCAGUUCAAGAAGUCUGGUGAUUAUUACGCCAUCAAAGCUCUGAAGAAAGGGGACAUCAUUGCCAGGGACGAGGUGGAAAGUUUGAUGUCUGAGAAGAGAAUCUUUGAGGUCAUCAACAACAUCAGACAUCCAUUCUUGGUUAACUUGUUUGCCUGCUUCCAAACUGCUGAGCAUGUAUGUUUUGUCAUGGAAUAUGCAUGCGGUGGAGACCUGAUGAUGCACAUACACAACGAUGUGUUCACGGAGCCACGGACCGUGUUUUACGCUGGCUGUGUGGUCCUCGGCCUACAGUACUUACAUGAGAACAAGAUCGUCUACAGAGAUCUCAAACUAGACAAUCUUCUUCUGGACUCGGAAGGCUACCUUAAAAUGGCCGACUUUGGUUUGUGUAAGGAAGGCAUGGGCUACCAGGAUCGAACCAGCACCUUCUGCGGCACACCUGAGUUCUUGGCACCAGAAGUCCUUACAGAAACAUCCUACUCUAGAGCGGUGGACUGGUGGGGCCUGGGCGUGCUUAUCUAUGAGAUGUUGGUUGGAGAGAGUCCAUUCCCUGGCGAUGACGAGGAGGAAGUAUUUGACAGUAUUGUCAAUGAGGAGGUCCGCUACCCAAGGUUUCUUUCGACUGAAUCGAUCGCCAUCAUGAGACGGCUGAUGAGAAGGAAUCCGGACAAGCGUCUUGGUUCUAAUGAGCAGGAUGCUGAGGACGUCCGGCGGCAGACCUUCUUUCGGAAUGUCAACUGGAGUGAUUUGUUACUGAAGAAAGUCAAGCCUCCAUUUACACCCACAUUG
Molecule: messenger RNA, 2949 nt
Organism: Candidula unifasciata
Lineage: Eukaryota; Metazoa; Mollusca; Gastropoda; Stylommatophora; Geomitridae
Source: the annotation of a GenBank genome assembly